This is a messenger RNA of [Torrubiella] hemipterigena, 2235 nucleotides long. Lineage: Eukaryota; Fungi; Ascomycota; Sordariomycetes; Hypocreales; Clavicipitaceae. The record is from the annotation of a GenBank genome assembly.
AUGGCGCAGCUCCCAAAGAAGCGCAAGCUUCAAGGCGGCGCUGAAGCCUCCAACAAGCGCCGGAACCCCGCCAAGAAGCAGGGCAAAAAGGCGACCGGCCCUACAAAGACAGUUAACGACGCCUCGAGUCUGGCCUGGCAGAUGGUUGGUGUAGAAGAGUUUGGCGGCCUUGAGAUUAUUGAGGGUGUCGAUGUGGUGAGAAGUGGCGACAAGGUGUCGUUUGUGGUGGCUGAGAAUGGAACGACCGCAGUUGUUCCCGACGAGGAUGAUGCCGACGACGGCGAAUCAUUCGAAGGUUUCAGCGACGACGAGAAUAAGGAAAUCGAAGCAGAGGAAAAUACCGAGAAAUCUGACGACAAGCCCGAGAAGGCACCCGAAACGAAGCCCAAGCAAGAGAAACAAAAGAAGGACAAGAAGAAAGCAGACAAGAAGGAUACAGCAUUGGAUACAAACAGAAAGGAUACAGCAAGCAAUGCUUUUUCCGCCUUGGAAAGCGUAGGCGAAGAGGAAAACACAGAUGUCGAAGCUUGGGCAGCUCUUGGUCUGUCGCCUAGAGUUUUGUCUGGCAUCGCCAAACUUGGUUUCUCACAGCCUACUCUUAUUCAGCAGCAGUCUAUUCCCGAAAUUCUCUCUGGCGCUGAUGUUAUUGGUAAGGCCCAGACUGGUUCCGGUAAAACUCUUGCCUUUGGCAUUCCGAUCGUCGAACAGUGGUUGGAGCUUCAGGACGCACAACAGGAUGGUGCAGAGCGCAAGGGCCCGCUAGCUCUUAUUCUCAGUCCGACCAGAGAACUUGCAAAGCAGCUUGGCGACCAUAUUAAGGCGCUCUGCGAUAAUCUGUCUAGUGCCCCCUACGUCUGUAUUGUCACUGGUGGUCUGAGUAUUCAGAAGCAGCAGCGCCAGCUUGAAAAGGCUGACAUUGUUGUUGGUACGCCUGGCCGACUGUGGGAAGUAAUGGAGGGCGAUAUGAAGCUGCAGACUGCAUUUACAAGGAUCCAGUUCCUGGUUGUUGAUGAGGCUGAUAGACUCUUCAAGGCAGGCCAGUUCCAGGAAGCUGAGUCGAUUAUUGGAGCGCUGGACCGAGUCGAUCCGGAAGCUGAAGAGGAUUCUGAUGAUGCUGAGUUACCGCCACGACAGACACUUGUGUUUUCGGCGACUUUUGAUAAGGAUCUCCAGACAAAGCUGGCUGGUAAGGGACGAUCGUCCUCUACAGGCACAGAUGCAGAAAAGAUGGCGUAUCUGAUGAAGAGGCUCAAGUUCCGUGGCCAACCGAAGUACAUUGAUGUGAACCCUGUCAGUCAAAUGGCUGAUGGAUUGAAAGAAGGUCUUAUUGAAUGUGGCGCUAUGGAAAAGGACUUGUUCUUGUAUGCAUUGCUUGCGCUCAACCCCGGAAAGCGAACCAUUGUCUUUACAAACUCCAUCUCUGCCGUGCGACGCAUUGUGCCAUUCCUCCAAAACCUUGAGCUCACCGCUCUCCCUCUACACUCACAAAUGAUCCAAAAAGCCCGUUUGCGCUCACUGGAAAGAUUCACUGCCAACAGCAAGUCGAUCCUAGUCGCCACCGACGUGGCUGCCCGUGGUCUUGAUAUCAAAGAAGUCGAUCUCGUUCUACACUACCACGUUCCGCGCACAGCAGACACUUAUAUCCAUCGUUCGGGCAGAACGGCACGUGGAGACCGAACCGGUGUAAGCGUCAUGCUCUGCUCCGCGGACGAGGUGCUCCCCACACGCCGUCUCGCUGGUAAAGUCCACGCCGAGCGUUCAGGCAAGAGGGAAUACUUCAUCGAGACGCUGCCUGUAGACCGCAAAAUCGCAACGCGCUUGAAGCCCCGCGCAGACCUGGCCAAGCGCCUUGCCGACGCCGUGCUUGCCAAGGAGAAGACGCACAGCGAAGACCAGUGGCUUAAGAAUGCUGCGGAUGAGCUCGGUGUCGAGUACGAUGAGGAGGAGUUUGAGGAGAACGCUGCCAAUAGCGGCUGGAAGGGCGGCCGGGGCGGCGGCAGAAAGCGCAAGGAUCAGGAGGCUGCGUCGCUGACAAAGGCGGAAAUGGGGGCCUUGCGAGCCCGUCUGCGUGAGGAGAUGGGCCGUAGGGUCAAUUUGGGCGUGAGUGAACGAUAUAUCACGGGUGGUCGUGUAGAUGUUGCGGCGCUACUGAGGGAGCGUGAGAAGAAUUCUGUUGGUGGAUUGUUCUUGGGCGGUGAUGAUAGCAUGGGUAUGGGAUUUGGAUUUAGUCUGUAA